This is a messenger RNA of Dimorphilus gyrociliatus, 1375 nucleotides long. The record is from the annotation of a GenBank genome assembly. Lineage: Eukaryota; Metazoa; Annelida; Polychaeta; Dinophilidae.
UAUGACAAGCUCUGGUUACUUGAAAGGAUCGAUGAUUCUAUCGAAUCAAACCAUUGUUCCAUUAAAACUACAUAAUGAUUACGAGAAGAAAGUCAAGAAAUUUGAAAACGAGAUUAAAUUGAGCGUCGCUAGUUUAAAGGAGCAACAAACUCAGGCAAACGAAUCGAUGAUGGCCUACUCCAAAAAAUUAAAGGAAUUAAGAAAAAAGAAAGGAAUCGAUUUAAACGAGCCUCCAACAAUUCAGUUACCGUUACACAUAAACGCACGAAAAGUAUAUUCCCCCAAGCAGAGAAAAUUACCUUCUAUUAAGGCGGAGGACAGGGAAAAAAAGUUAUUAGAAUAUUCAGCAAAAUAUAUACUUCAGAAUGAACAGGAUGCUGCUCUGGCUUUAAAAGCCGAAAAAGACGCUCGAAAUAAGAUGUUAAAGCCUUUAAAAAAGACAGUUACCUUCGAUAAUCGUGUUGAAAAGUAUGUUAUUGUCGAUAAAGAGAAGGAAAAACCGAGAAAAGAAGAGGAAGAAUUAAACAACGAUGGAAAGAAUUUAUUAAGGAAAGGGACUUUAAGAGGAUCGUACUUAUCUCAGACUAAUAAGCCAGAAAUAAUCAGUCGGGAGACUGUUAAAUCAAAAGAGGAUAGGGAGUUGAUAAACGAAGAGAGAAAAUUAAGGCGCGAAAGGCAGAAGCAGCCCAAGCUUUUAGAUGAUCCCCCCUUAGACGUAGAUAUGUGGUUAAGAUCGAAAUCGUACUCUGCUGAAAAAUCGUACAUUGGACCUGAUAAAAAGGAAUAUAAAGUGAAAUUUGCUAGUGCUGCAGACCUUCACGAAAUGAUUCGUUAUAGAAAAAUGUUAAGGAGGGAGAGGCAUUUAAUUAUGUCUGACAAAUCAGAAAAAGAGAAAGAAAAAGAAAAGGAAGAGAGAAGCGGAAGUGAUUCCAGCGGAUUCAGUGAACCUUCGUCUUCGAAUAACGAUCGUGACGAACGUCAGGUAGAAACAAAACGUUUACUUCAAGAGGCAUUACAAACACUAAAAAGCUUCCAGAAACAAACCCGAAAAAAAUUACUCCUACCGCCUGGUAAUUUGGACAGCAUAGCGGAAGAUCUACCCGAACCGCCUGUUGAUAAAUUAGCAAAGGAUAAUUACAAUUUAAUAAAUAGUAACCUCCUCAGACGAAAGAAAAGGAUAAAAAACUCCCUCAAUUCAAUUUCAGAGGACGAUCAAACUCACUUAAAAAAGCCAGAAGUAUUACAACCUAAGAAAAAGGAUAUGUAUAUAUCAGUCAAUUCAAAAGAUAAGAUUCUUAUUCCGUCACCGCCAGACGCACCCUAUAAAAAACUAACCAGACCAAAUAGACUCAAAUUUUUAAAAGCCUCUGAUUAG